AUAUGUGGAGAUAAUAGAAUCGAAACGGGUCUGGAAUCUGGGUGAAGAUAAUAAGUCUUUUUUUUCUUUUUGUACAGUUCUUGCCACUUUGCCUGAAACCAUGCCAAACAAUCAUAAUAAAGGCAGAAAUGUACAGCAAGAAUACUGUCUCAAGCGUGCCUUCUGUCUGUCUUUUGUUUUCCAGCUCCCAUCACCCAGACCCGGGCCCAGAGAACAGAGUGUGGCACAUUGAGGCUAAGAGAGCAGCAUUAACAUCCAGGCAAGAAAAUGACAGGUCUCGCCAGGCAGUGGGAAAUUCUGGGGGCGCAACGUGAAGCUCCAGCUGCAGUCUGUCGACGACGGAGGGUGGGUUGAUGUCCAAGGAGCACCUGGAGUCUGUGAACCGCGCUGAAGGCAGAAACACAAUCGAGUGCUGGAUUCCUUUCUCAGGCAUGAGGGCCAAAGCAGGACCCAACUCCCGUUCCACACAUGGGAAACCCAGGCUCAGUGAGGUUCCCAAGGCUGCCCUUCAGUCGGACCAAAGUAUGUGCUUUUGUGUGUGACUUUUGUGAUUUUAGAUUCUCUGGAAGCCAUCAGCAAACAGUUGAAUUGACACCCCCCCCCACACACACACACAUACGCAUCAUCUGAGUAUUUUUUUUCUAAGUCAGUGUUUUUAAAAAGGGUGGUCCAGAACCAGUAACAGCCGUGCCCAGACAUUCCUUAGAGAUUAUGAAUAAAGAGGCAACGUGAUGGCUUAGUGGAUAAAGGCGCUUGCCGCCAAGCCUGAUGACCCGAGUUCAAUCCACACAACCCAGACUUGCGUCGUGAGCACAGGCUGUCUUCUGAUUUCCCCCGAUUUCCCCUUGCGUGCUCAUCCACACAAAAUUAAAAAAAAAAAGUGAUUAAGAAUUAAAAAAAAAAUGACCAACGAAUAAGAUUCUCCACUUCGCACUCCCUCAACCUUUUGGUUUGACCCUAGGAGUGGUGCCUAAUUAUCUAUUAAAUUAAAAAAAAAAGUGCACGCACGUGUGUGUGUGUGUGUGUGUGUGUGUGUGUGUGUGUGUGUGUGUGUGUGUGUGGUUUCGCGCCUGCGCUCGCUGUCAGAGAACACAUUUCGAGCGUCAGUUCUCUCCUCCCACCAUGUGGGUUCCGGGGAUAAAACUCAAGCAGUCUGAUUUGACAGCAAAUGCCUUUAUCUGUUGAGCCAUCUCGUGGCCACUAUCUGGAUUUUAACGAGUGUUCCUAGUGAUCUUGUUGCACGCUCAAGUUGGACAAUCACUACACCCUAUCGCUUCUUACGGCAAUCGCCUCUGUAGCUAGAACUUUGCAAAGAAACGAGGUUAAAGUUUUUCAAAAGGCGUAAUAAAGACCGUUCCCGCUGCAUAGCUAACCCCGGGAAUCGCUGGGUUUCUUCCAGGAUAGGCUCGCACACAGGCUGGAGACAGCAGAGGGAAGAAGGGUCCACGGGAGUUGGGAGGAGGGACUGAUGACAAUUUUUCGUGGUUGACUAGGUUUUUGAAAAAGCGACUUCCAAGGGUACAUUAACCAGCCAGCGAAUCCACUUGUUUCGGAGGGGAGGUGGGAGGUGGGGGCGGGGGUGGAGCGUGGGGCGGAGCGACAUUCGCAGCUCCGGAAUCGGUGCCUUCCAAGUGGCGCCGCGCGUCCCCCCUCCCCCGCUCCGGAUCUGCCCGGAGCCGGGCGCUCAAACUCAACUCUCCCAGCCAACCUCGCCACCUCUACGGUCUCCGGGACCGACCUCCUUGGAAUUCCUCCCAGCCGGGUCGAGUCAAGGGAAUAUCCCAGAUCGCGGGAAGCUGCCCGCCCCCUCGGCACCCCUCCUCCGGGUCUCCGCCCCCGCUGGGGCUGCCCGGUGCCAAGGGAAGCGAGGGCGCCGCGGCUGGAAAAUGAGCGGUGCCCGCAGGGUGGCCCGGAGCUGCAGGUAACUGGCGUGGGACCUCGGGGGCAGCGAGCUCGGCGUCGCUGUCCCUUCCCUGCACGACCGCGCGGCGACCUGCUGCGCCCUCGCGCGGGCUGAGCCUUGGGGACCGCGGUGCCCCCGCGGGGCGCGGCGGGCGGGGAAAGGCGCGGACCCCUAACUCCGGGCAAGACCCCGACGCUCUCCGCUCGUCCCACAGCCACGGUCCCUCCCGCGCUGGUUCCCUCUAGCGUCGCGCAGCGGUGGCAUCGGUGAGCGCGGUCCGCGCGGCCAAUGCCUGGUAACAUGGAGAAGUUUCUACAGAUCGCGCCGCACUCUCUGGCCAUCGUCCUGGGCCCAGCCGACAGCUCCGCCGAGGAGAAGCCCGGGGCGGUUCAGCCUUCGCCCUCAGCCCCGACCCAACCCCGGCAGCUCGCCCGACACCACAUCGGCUACGAGAUCUUCGCCGAUUUCAAAGCGGAGAACAUGCAACACUUCUGGAACAAGAAGGUCACGGCCGCGGUGGCCGAGACGUUUUUCCUGGGCUGGAUCGACGAGCAGGUCCUGCUGAUUCAGGGCAAGGAGGAGCAUCUCGAGGCGCUGCGCGAGGGCUGGACGCGCAGGGCGCUGCGACCCCCAUCCGGCUUCCAGAUCCGCUGCCUGGGUGAUGUGUCACCAAUCAGUAUGUCCCCCAUCAGUCAAUCUCAGUUUAUUCCACUCGGGGAAAUCCUUUGCUUGGCCAUCUCGGCGAUGAACUCUGCAAGAAAGCCUGUCACCCAAGAAGCGUUGAUGGAACACCUGACGACAUGUUUCCCAGGUGUUCCAACCCCAAGCCAAGAAAUUCUAAGGCAUACCCUAAACACACUGGUCCGGGAGAGGAAAAUCUACCCGACUCCAGAUGGCUAUUUCAUUGUGACCCCACAGACUUACUUCAUCACUCCUUCCCUCAUAAGAACUAACAGUAAGUGGUACCACUUGGAUGAGAGGGUACCUGACAGGUCUCAGUGUACCUCUCCACAACCCGGAACCAUAACGCCCUCUGCCUCAGGCUGCGUCAGGGAAAGGACAUUACCCAGAAAGCACUGCGACUCUUGCCACUGCUGCCGAGAAGACGUGCACAGCAUGCAUGCCUCCACUCUGCAGAGGAAACCCGCCAAGGACUGCAAAGACCCCUACUGCCCUCCGCCGCUCUGCCAGGUGCCGCCCACUGAAAAAAGCAAAAGCACUAUCAAUUUCUCUUACAAGACCGAAACUCUCUCAAAACCGAAAGACGGUGAGAAGCAGUCCAAAAAGUUCGGCCUCAAGUUAUUCCGGCUGAGCUUUAAGAAAGACAAGACCAAACAGCUGGCCAAUUUCUCUGCCCAGUUUCCUCCCGAGGAGUGGCCCCUCCGGGACGAGGACACGCCGACCACCAUCCCCCGGGAGGUGGAGAUGGAGAUCAUACGGCGCAUCAACCCGGACUUGACAGUGGAAAACGUCAUGAGGCACACGGCACUGAUGAAGAAACUUGAAGAAGAGAAGGCUCACCGGAGCAAAGCCGGGUCCUCGGCCCACCACAGCGGAAGGAGUAAAAAGAGCCGGACUCACCGCAAGUCCCACGGGAAGUCUCGGUCCCACAGCAAGACUCGAGUGUCGAAAGGAGAUCCUUCGGAUGGCUCACAUCUGGAUAUCCCAGGGGAGAGGGAGUACGAAUUCUGCGACCCUCUAACCAGGGCCCCCAGGGAGGGCUGCUUUAUCAUCGAGCACAAAGGAGACAACUUCAUCAUGCACAGCAACACAAACGUGAUCGAGUCCCAUUUCCCCAUGACGCCGGAAUGGGAUGUGUCUGGCGAACUGGCCAAAAGGAGAACGGAGAUGCCCUUUCCCGAACCUUCCAGGGGAAGCUCCCACUCCAAAGUGCACCGAAGCCACAGCCAUACCCAGGACCGGAGGUCCAGGAACGAGAGAUCCAACAAGGCCAAGGAGAGAUCCAGGUCGAUGGAUAACUCCAAAGGCCCCCUGGGCGCGUCUUCUCUCGGGACUCCGGAAGACCUGGCCGAAGGAUGCAGCCAAGAUGACCAGACCACCAGCCAAUCCUACAUUGACGACAGUACUUUAAGGCCGGCGCCGACUAUUGGUCAUCAGAGGGCUCACAUUUCCCCUGCCAGCUAUAAAGAGGUGUGCAUUCCAGAAAUAGUCGGUGGCAGCAAGGAGCCUUCCAGUACUUGUAGCCUUUUGGAGCCAGGCAAACCCCCUGAGAGUAUGCCAUCCUACGGGGAACUCAACCCCUGCCCGGCAAAAACAGCUGUGGAUGACUAUUUUCAGUGCAACACCUCCAGCGAGACUGUGCUCACAGCACCGUCUCCUUUGGGGAAGAAUAAAGAGGACCAUGACACUUUGACCCUGGUGGAGGGGGUAAAAAAGCUGUCUCCAUCUGAGAGGCAAACCCCUCAUUCUUCCAGGGAGCCUGUUGGGCACAAGGAGGAGUCACCAAAAGGGCCAGGUGGGGGCCCUGCUACCUCUGGUGGUGUGACAGAGGGGAUGGCCAAUGGCCGCCUGGUCCAACAUCAUAGCGCAGAACCCAGCAGCCUGGACAAAAGGAAAGAAAUAUUCAGCAAGGACACACUGUUCAAACCUCUACACAGCACCUUGUCUGUAAACAGCUACCACAAAUCCAGCUUGUCCCUCCUCAAAUCUCACCCGAAGUCACCUGCCGACACACUGCCAGGCCGAUGCGACAAACUGGAACCUUCCCUUGGGACGUCUGUGGCCCAAGCCAUGCCUACGUGCCAGCGCCAGCAGGAGACUGGAGGGAACCAGGAGGCCUCUUUUGACUAUUACAACGUCUCUGAUGAUGAUGACUCCGAGGAAGGGGCCAACAAAAACACAGAGGAGGAGAAAAACAGAGAUGAUGUGGGCACCAUGCAGUGGCUUCUUGAGAGAGAGAAGGAGAGGGACUUGCAGAGGAAGUUUGAGAAGAACCUCACCCUUCUCACCCCAAAAGAAACUGAUAGCAGCAGCAGCCAGAGAGCCACCCACUCAGCCCGCCUGGACAGUAUGGACAGCAGCAGCAUCACAGUGGACAGUGGAUUCAACUCCCCACGCACUCGGGAGAGCCUGGCUUCCAACACAUCAAGCAUUGUUGAAAGCAACCGCCGUCAGAAUCCUGCUUUGAGUCCGGCCCACGGCGGAGCUGGUCCAACCUUCAACUUCCGUGCAAGUACGGAUCCCCCGACCAAUGAAGCUGAGAAAUUACAGAAACCUUCCAACUGCUUGCAAGCUUCUGUUACUAGUGUAUGAUUGUCCUUCUGCCUCGGAUCUUCUGUCUUGUUCGAUACAGCAACGUUUACGACAAUUGGGACUGAUGUUUACAUCUCUGCAAAGACAAACAUCUCAAGCACAGCUUGGGGGUCACUUGAGCUGUGCUGCUAAAGUAGGCUAGGGCAAAAACAAAAAAUCUUUAUUUCAGAGUAUUGCUUUUCACAUUUACGGCUCUGUAGCAACCGAAUAGCAGUAGGGGAGAUAUGUAUACUUCUGCUUCACUAACUAUAUCUGAGCACACAUAGGCAAGUCUAAACACUGUAAGUGGAACAUGCAUUUUUCAAUGUCAUGCAGUUGCCAAUUCCAUUUUGAAAUGCCACAGAUGUGUGUUGCUCCCAGCCUAUGGGGAAUGGGGCCAGGGAAGGAAUCCUUGACAACGCUCCCCCCACCCCACCCCACCCCCCAAAAAGCCAAGUCACAACAAAAUGUAAAUGUAAGGGUGUCCAUCGUGAGAGAAAUCAAUGCCAAACUGAGCAGAAGGGACCCCAGCCCUUUGUGUGUGAGUCCUUUCAAAACCAGUCAUUUUUCACUGUGAGUCUUCAUGACGCUCCUGCAGGAGCCUAUGGAAGUGGGUCAGAGAGGGUUCCGAUGGGAUUCCUUAGAGUGUUUGUUUUCAGGAUUCUGUUUUCCGGUGCACUCCAUGCUUGUCUUGAGUUGUUUAGCCUUCCAUAAUCACAAACAGGAAUAUUGGCCUUUGAAGUGGACAAAGGAAGGGAAAUCCGGUCUCGCUGGGGCACAGCACUGAGUGAUGGAGAAGAUUGUGUGGACUUUGGGGAGGGAUGAAUCGGAUAUUGAAGAAAGAUACUCCCUCCUUGUGACACUUAGGUCGAGCUAUCUUACUAUAAUAGAUGCAGUGAUUAGUUUGUUUGGAAGCAAAAUGUUCUUUAUGAUACAAAUGAAGAAUGUGGCCUGAGGGUGUUAUUCUUUCUAAUGGAAGGGACAUAAAUCUAUUUUAUGUAGUUUUAAAUAGAAUGCCUAAAUUAGGCUGUGGGAGAUAAUUUUUAGUGGUUGUAGGAAAGAGCAAAUUUAGGGAGAGUUGAACGUCAGGCCUUUUAUUCCUGGGAAGAUAUCUAUAGAGAAAACCUUUAAAGUAAUUUUUGAUUAGAAAUGUACAUGGGCCCAUAUAAUAAACAGCAGAGUGUCCUCAUUCUGCUGGUAUGGUAUAUCCUUAAUUUGUACUCCCCUAAAAUUUAUCAGAAUAACAAUUAUGCAUACAUGAACUAUGCCAGAGUAAUGUUUACAGAUACUUUGUAACAAUUUCGGGAGGCGUGUUUUAGGUGGAUUGUGUGGUCACUCACUCAGCAUCUUUUAAAAUGAUUUCUUCACACUCUACUUUGGUUUACAAUGUCACGCUCAGUAUCAAAAGGCUCCACAGCAGGGGGACCACUAACCAACACCCUUCAGUCAUACAGGAAAGACACAUUUCAAAAGAAGAAUAUACAGAUGAAGAUGUAUACCAUAGGAUUCCUACAUCUGUAGGUCCUGGAAAACUAUCACCCAAGAUUUCAGUGAUGAGCAUAAAUUUGUGAGGGAUUUUCUUUUUCUGUGUUAGGGUUAAUCACUAGCAAUGCAUUUCAGGAAACACAGUCAUAUGAUGUGGCUGGAAAUGUGUAUGCUCUCACAUUUCGCCUGCUGUUUGGAAGUUGCAUUGGGUCAAACUGGGCUCCUCAACUUUACUAUAGUAAAUUACUUUUGUGUGCUUAUUGUAGUGAAACUUAAGCACAGUUCUCAGUGUGCUGCUACAUCAUUGAAAUACUUAAGCCAAAUGGGUUUGAAUCUUAUAUAUUAUUUCCUCCCAGGCAUGCCUCAGUUACUCAAAAACAUUUUAUCUCGUUACUUAACUAUGUCCAGAAAGAGCAGCCACGUAUCUGGUAUUCUACAUAGUCCGUUUGCUCGAGGAGCUGUAUACCAUACAAUUCCUGGAUCUGGUCUGUCUAAUUUUUUUCUAAAAACCUGCUCUCAAAUUUUUGGCAUACUCAGUUCACUGAUAAUAGGACCAUUAAAACAAUACAUUAGUCUCUGAUAGACCCUCUGAACAUAGCCAUUGAAGGAACCUAGUGCUGUGUGAGCAGGAAAGGACAUAAUUAUGGUUAAGAGAAGCUUUGAAACAUGCAUUUUUGCUAGUUCACAAGAAAUAGGUUUACAGAAGACAUUAUUCAAAUAAAAUGUGUACGCUAUUUGCCUAAUCACUAUGGGGUACAUGAUUAAGAAAGAACCAAACAAAAGAAUCUCCCUUAGGCCAGCAGCCAUUAGCACAGAAUGAUGGACUUCAAGGAUGAUAUACCACAUAAACAGGUAGUUUGUGGAGAAACACUCUUGUCUGAAUCUAAUCUGGAUUCUUGAACGGAGGGACAUUGGUGGUGGGGAGCACAUGAUAGGUAUGACAAGUCCAAUGUGUCUAAGAUGAUCUCAUCCAGAUGGUGAGACUCUUGAUGCCCACAGCCUUGAGGCCCUACCCAGACUUUGCCAAUACUCUUCUCCACUGGAACCACAGCUUUGUGUUACAUGACUGCAUGUCUAGUCUUAGUGUUUCUCAAUGGAAAGGUUUACAAAACUGAAUCUGGUUGAAUCUCCGUGAGGCAUUCAACUCUAAAGGGUCAACACAUCUGUCGGCAUUUUGCACACAUAUAUGUAUUAUUAUGAUACAGCCUAUUAUUUUAUGGUAAUUUUUAUUUUUACAUAUAACUACCUCCAUGAAUUUGAUGAAAUGGCAGCAGUGUGUUCAAGUGUGUUCUUCAGAAAAGCAAUGUUGAAAACAUGCUUCAGCAGUAGGCCAUGGCAUUCCGUGUGUGUCGGUGACUUGUCCAUUGGACUCAUGACUUUCUCCCUGCCCCAGUUUUUCAUUCACAACAUUCUUUGGCUUUCGAUUGUAAACCUGUUGUCCUCUUUCUCUCUCCUUUCUCCCCCAUGAAAGCUCAUUUGAUUUGUUACAAGUGAAUGAAUGCUUUAAAAUUAUUAUCUUCCCCACUCUUCCAUUCCCGCUACAAGAAAAAAAAAUAAAAAAAAAGAAAGGUCCUUUUGGCAAAGAGCCACUUGGUAAACAUUUGGGACAUUAUUAAUUCCUACAAGAAUUGGAUUGGGUUGCUAGGUUUUUUUUUCAGUAACAAAAUACAUGUGAGAAAUUCGGACUGCCAACUGGAAGCACUUUGGGCCUCCCUGCCUUUAUCAUAUGCUACCCUAUGGAGCCCAAACUUCCUUUUUAUUAAAAGAGCUGUGCCACACAUUCUGAGAUGUCUGUUAAAGAAUGUGUAUACCAUUUGAUACAUUGUGCACAUCUCAGGAGACCUUAAUGAGUAUGUGAAAAGGGUUGUAUGUGCACUCAAUAGAGAAGACAAAUAGAAGAGCUGGAAGGAGAUAAUAAAUGCCUGUGUCUUUGGUGUUGAAGAAUCCAAUUCAGGAAAUAUAAAUCAAAAGGGAAUCUGAAGGAGCAGUGAUUUGAACACCAGAUGUUCCUACAUGUCUCCUUUUCAAAACUCAAUCAAUAUUGUUAAGAUGCACAUUUAAAUUCUAUUGUGGCCACCACAAGACAAGAACGGUGGUCCAUAGGAAAGCAUAAUUUCUUCUUUAGGUUGACACAGCUUUGUAAAGUUCCAUCCAGAAUUUACCACUGGUCACCACAAAGUGUACUUGAAGAUCAAGUUUGUAACUUGAAUGAAAGGCAUAAUUCUCACAAAACCGUAGCGAUCAUCUUUGAGAAAUGUCUUACCAUUUGGAAGGGGUAGCAUUCUGAGCUUACGCUAACAUCCAACAACUGGUAAUGUUAUGCAGCUCAUCGGGGAUCUCAAAGUGCUUCCGAAGCAUUAGAUUGUACAAUUCCAGAGCAGGUCCUGUGUGUAAUACCCAUGCUUGACAGGGGCAAACAAACGGAGUGAUUCAAGAUCACCCAGAAACACAGCGGCAGCUAUCAAUGACCUAUUUUCUAUCUGUUUGAUAGGCCAUCAUGAGAAAUCACUACAAUGCUAUUUUUCUGAUGUGUGCUAAUAAAGACAACAAGUUCAGCUCGACACCUUGUCCAUUUUCAUUCCAAGAGUUAUGGCUGUUUGGAAUCUCAACACAUCAGCACACAUUGCUGGUAUUGGUUAUGAAGUGGGAGAUGAGCAAAUCCAUACCAAGGCCAUUGCCAUUCAAGGCCCAUCCAGACAUCCACCCCUGUUUACAAUUUCUUAUUGGUUUUCUGUAAUUCUUGUAAACCCCAUCAUCAGGAACAUUGGCUGCUCCAGGCAGUGGAAGGUGCUGAAACAGUUUUUUGUUUUGUUUUGUUUUCCUUUAAAAUCUUUCUAAGCACUCUUCACAGUGCUCAACUGAGUAACAUUUGCUACAGUAUAUCAAGCCCUGCUUCCUAAGAUCUGGGAAGCUGGUCCAGUUCCAAGUGUUUCUCAAAUUAAGAGACAGAAGGUCUUUGAAACCUGCUUUCUCCAUUCCCACAGGCCAGUCCCAGAUCCAACCAGCACUGUCAGACCACAGUGGACCCAAGCAGAAGUGAUUGAAUCUUCCUUACCCACCCAGUAACAUCCCACCCAUUGUCAAAGCCAUCCAACAAUGUCCUGUGAGCGAGGGACUCCUGGGUCCGUGUUUAAGGCUUGGGGAAGCUAGAAACAAGAAAAAUGAAUGCAAAAGCCAUGGGAGGCAUUGUUUUUCUUCGGGUUAGUUAAAUAUAGUAGGGAAGGGGUUGCUCUUAUCUGAGCUUUGCCAAGAAAUAUAAACAAACCAGCUGUCACUGCAUCUCUCUAAGGAGGUGUUAUAGUAUUAAUGAUACAACUGAUAUUUUCCCAUGGAGUUUUCUCUAGGAUGCAUUUCAUAAAUUAUACAUAUGAGACAUUUCGUUAUUAAAUCUCAUGUGUUUGUAAAAGGCACUGGCUUCUCUCUGAUUGGCAUCUGUCCCCUUCCCUUGCCUUGCAUCAGCGACGCAGAAGGGCUCCCCCGUAAUGGCUUUCUCUGACACACACUCCUGUGUCUUUACUGCUGUUCAUUGACUUAACAGUUGAUGACUUGCAGAAUAUUUAAACUUCGAAAAAGCUCGAGGGGAACUAAGCCUUCUGGUGAUUGUAUUACGGACAGUAAGAGGCCUUUGCUCCUUGUUAGCUUCGCCUGUGAACACGCCCUCCUGUGACUGAGGAAAAGGGUGUGUCCAAGUGAGGCAUCAGUGGCUCUAGAAAGGCCCCAAAUGGCAGGUUAGAGCUUGGCUGGACCUCGUACGGCCGCCUACCUCCCUGUCCAAAGGCUGAUCUUGGUACCUCCACUCCCUUGCUCUCGCCUAAAAGAGGUAUCAAAUCUGAGACCCGAGCUCUCCUCCAAUCCCGGUCCUCUACAGCUCCAGGACAUGCAUCAUAUAGAACACUCUUCCUCUCCUCUGAGGGCCACCCUCUCUGCUUCCUUGCCCUCCCCCGCCUAGAUACCUACACCACCACUGUUUCCACAUUGGAAGGACAGGAUACUGUGCAGUAUUGUGCACGUGUGCCAGUUAGGAGUAAAACUGCCCUAGGGUCACCUUCAUGUAAGCAUCAACAGCUACAGAUUCAAAGUGCUUAGAGCAGGGACAUCAGUACCACUAUCUGCAAAAGAAUUCAAUUUGGGCAUCCACGUUUUGAGGGAAUCACGAUUCUGCAGGUGUCUUUCUCUGAGUGACUUAAUGCGACUAUUACAUUAGGGGUCAAUGAACUAAGAAGUGCAAGUGGGAAUCACUGUAUGUUAGGAAGGGGUUUUGCAGCCAAGACUGCCUUGAAUAAAAUGUUUUUGCACUGAAAAAAAAAAAAAAAACCUUUAAAUGACUUGGUCUCUGGUUGCUGUAAAGGUCAUCCAAGAUGGAUGUUCUGUUUAUAUUGUAUAGUAUUUCAUAUGAAAUAACUGCAGUUCAUGAAACGUCUUCCCUAAUGUUCCUGAUUUCUAACAGCACAUUUGUAACAUGGUUUUUAUCGUGUCCGUGUACCAUAUUGUAAAUGAUGAUUCCUUGUCAUGCUUAGUAUAAUAACUUAAAAGGAAAAAAAGGACAGGGAUUUUUGUAAGUCUAUAUUUGAAAGUCCCUCCAUAUGGUAAUAUUGUGUUCAUGUUGUUUAUGUAGUGUUGUGUGAAAUAUCCAUUUUGGAUUGUGUUACUUUUUAAGAUAUUAAAUAACAUUUGGUUAUA
Messenger RNA from Peromyscus californicus insignis, 11320 nucleotides. RefSeq names its product storkhead box 2 (gene Stox2). Gene Ontology annotation, molecular function: DNA-binding transcription activator activity, RNA polymerase II-specific; RNA polymerase II transcription regulatory region sequence-specific DNA binding. NCBI's taxonomy places the organism in Eukaryota, Metazoa, Chordata, Mammalia, Rodentia, Cricetidae. The record is from RefSeq and is a predicted model, not a curated record. Gene Ontology annotation, biological process: positive regulation of transcription by RNA polymerase II. Gene Ontology annotation, cellular component: cytoplasm; nucleus. The transcript has 4 exons. Bases 2192 to 5176 code for a protein of 994 amino acids.